Messenger RNA from Scophthalmus maximus (turbot), 1722 nucleotides. It is a transcript of the gene upp1, whose product is annotated as uridine phosphorylase 1. The transcript is spliced from 8 exons. Lineage: Eukaryota; Metazoa; Chordata; Actinopteri; Pleuronectiformes; Scophthalmidae. The coding region runs from base 174 to 1109 and encodes 311 amino acids. Gene Ontology annotation, biological process: nucleotide catabolic process; uridine catabolic process. Gene Ontology annotation, cellular component: cytoplasm; cytosol. The record is from RefSeq and is a predicted model, not a curated record. Gene Ontology annotation, molecular function: uridine phosphorylase activity.
CAUGACGCCGGUGACGUAGGCGACGUCACGCCGCCGCGGGCCGGACCCUCGACGUCCUGACGUCACAGGUCACGUCAGACGGCCACAGAGCGAAAUUCAUUCGUGGGAAACGGAGGCGACGGCAGUUUAACGGCAACAUAUCAAAGCUUCUUUCUUUCUUUUCCGGGAGAAAGAUGGAUUCAAAGGACGACAAGCGAAACGAGUUGAGCUGCAGCCCAGUUUAUGUGCACAACCCUCACCUGGAUGCACUGAAGGAUGACAUCCUCUACCACUUCAGUCUCGGAACAGGAACUCACGACCUGCCAGCCAUGUUUGGGGAUGUCAAAUUUGUGUGUGUUGGGGGCAGUCCCCGGAGAAUGAAAGCAUUCACAGAGUUCAUUGCUGUUGAGCUCGGUAUGGAAGACCCCAAAUCCGACUACCCGAACAUCUGCGCUGGAACGGACCGCUAUGCCAUGUACAAAGUUGGACCUGUUCUCUCUGUCAGCCAUGGGAUGGGCAUCCCGUCUAUUGCCAUAAUGUUGCAUGAGCUAAUAAAGCUCCUCCACCAUGCACAUUGCACAGGUGUUACCAUCAUACGCAUUGGGACAUCAGGUGGAAUAGCGCUUGAGCCUGGCACUGUUGUUGUCACCAAGCAGUCAGUGGAUGGCACCUUCCUGCCCAAGUUUGAGCAGAUGAUUCUGGGGAAGACUGUGGUGCGUAAUAUUGAUCUGGACCAAAGCCUGGCCGAGGAGCUGCUGCAGUGCAGCAGAGACCUGAACCAGUUUGAGACUGUGAUAGGCAACACCAUGUGUACCAUGGACUUCUACGAAGGGCAAGCCCGUUUGGAUGGGGCUUUCUGCUCCUACACUGAGGAGGAUAAACAGGACUACCUCAUGAAAGCCAAAGAAGCAGGAGUUUGCAAUAUUGAAAUGGAGUCAUCAGUGUUUGCUGCUAUGUGCAAGCUGAGUGGUCUGUCUGCUGCUGUGGUUUGCGUGACGUUACUGGAUCGGCUGAAGGGGGAUCAGGUGAGCUGCUCUCACGAAGUUCUGCACAGUUACCAACAACGUCCUCAGAUACUGGUUGGCCACUACAUUAAACAGCAGCUGUUGGCCAAAGCAGAACAGAACUAAGUGUGACAGUGUUUUCACUGGUUUGCAAACAUACAUCCAAAUCUGAGUAUCUUCUCUUGACACUGGAAACAUGCAAUGCACUUACUGAGCUUUAAAACAAUCUUGUGUACACGUUCCAGCGCAAACAGUAGCCAAACCUUUAAAUGUGUCCAGGAUGAUCACAGCAUUUUGAAAUUGUGCACAGCCUUCCAUUCAUCUUUUGAUUGAUACCACCAUCAUAUUAAACCGCCAUGGGCUCACGUUCACGCUCGUAUUGACCUCUAAACCUUUAACUGAACUUUAAAUGUAAUAUAGAAAUCUGUGGUCAUCUUUUGUUUUACGACUUGAAGCUCUGUAUCUAUUACACUUGAAUCCCCUAAUUUAUUGAAAAUGUUCCUUGGGUCAUUAAUGCUAACAAAGUGACUAUGGCACAGCUAAAUGUGUUUCCUUGUGUCGGUAUUGGUUUUAAAAAAUCUACAAAUCUGUAACUGGAUUAUUUUUUUAGGAUUACAUUUCUGUGAUGUUUUGUAGAGGUUUCAUUCAGAACCUAAAAACUAACAAAUGUAAAUAAUUUUUGAGAAGAAGGAAAUGUCCCUGAAUGUCUUAUUUCUAAUAAAGCCUCAUACAGUCUUGA